GGAGCUGCUGGGAGCUCAGCUGUGAGCAUCUGAACCUGGCUGGUCCUGGGCAAGGCAGGGAGCACGGCACGUCGGGGCGCCGCGCUGCAAGGAACUGCACUACAUCCCAGAGAAAAUCGGUGCUCUUUAUGGCAUGUGGCUGGUAACUUUUCUCCUGCUGUACGCGUUGCAAAAAGCACACACUGAAGAUGUUGGAACCAGUCUCUACUUUGUGAACGACUCUCUCCAGCAGGUGACCUUCUCCAGCACAGUCGGGGUGGUGAUCCCCUGCCCCGCAGCAGGGUCGCCCAGCGCCGCCCUUCGCUGGUACCUCGCCACAGGGGACGACAUCUAUGAUGUACCGCACAUCCGGCAUGUCCAUGCCAACGGGACUCUGCAGCUCUACCCCUUCUCGCCAUCAGCCUUCAAUAGCUUUAUCCACGACAAUGACUACUUCUGUACCGCGGAGAACUCGGCGGGCAAAAUCAGGAGCCCCAAUAUCCGCGUUAAAGCAGUUUUCAGGGAACCUUACACCGUCCGGGUGGAGGAUCAAAGGUCAAUGCGUGGAAACGUGGCUGUCUUCAAGUGCCUCAUCCCUUCUUCAGUGCAGGAAUAUGUUAGCGUUGUGUCCUGGGAGAAAGAUACUGUUUCAAUCAUCCCAGAAAAUAGGUUUUUUAUUACUUUUUAUGGAGGUUUGUACAUAUCGGACGUGCAGAAGGAAGAUGCCUUGUCCACCUACAGGUGUAUCACCAAGCACAAGUACAGUGGAGAGACACGCCAGAGCAAUGGGGCUAGGCUGUCCGUGUCAGACCCAGCAGAAUCCAUUCCUACCAUCCUAGAUGGCUUUCAGUCCAGGGAGGUAAAGGCAGGCCAGCUGGUGGAGCUUCCAUGCAUCGCCUCCGGGUACCCGAACCCAGCCAUCCGGUGGAUCAAGGACGGGCGCCCACUCCCUGCAGACAGCAGGUGGACCAAGCGCAUCACAGGACUGACAAUCAGUGACCUGCGCGUGGAGGACAGUGGGACCUACAUCUGUGAGGUCACAAACACCUUCGGGUCGGCAGAGGUCACCGGGACCCUCACAGUCAUAGACCCUCUGCACGUCAGCCUCACGCCAAAGAAGCUGAAGACAGGCAUUGGCAGCACAGUCAUCCUCUCCUGUGCCCUCAGCGGCUCGCCCGAGUACGCCCUCCGCUGGUACCGCAACACAGACCUGGUGGUGCUGGACAACUACAUCUCCAUCCGGGGGAUUAGCAACGAGACCCUCCUCAUCACUGCCGCGCAGAAGAGUCACUCUGGGGCCUACCAGUGUUUUGCCACCCGGAAAGCCCAAACGGCGCAGGACUUCUCCAUCAUCGCGCUGGAGGAUGGGACCCCCCGGAUCGUCUCCUCCUUCAGCGAGAAAGUGGUCAACCCGGGCGAGCAGUUCUCCCUGAUGUGUGCCGCCAAAGGCGCUCCCCCACCCACCAUCACCUGGGCCUUGGACGAUGAGCCCAUCCAGAGGGACAACGGACACCGCACCAACCAGUACACCAUGUCGGACGGCACCACCGUGAGCCACAUGAACGUGACCAGCCCGCAGAUCAAGGAUGGAGGGGUGUACCGGUGCGCCGCGCGGAACUCGGUGGGCAGCGCCGAAUACCAAGCGCGAAUAAACGUAAGAGGGACUUCUGGUGGGCAAAAUUCUAAGACACAAGGUCCCCCGAGUAUCCGAGCCAUGAAGAAUAUAACGGCAGUGGCGGGUAGGGACACCUUCAUCAACUGCAGGGUGAUCGGGUAUCCGUACUAUUCCAUCAAGUGGUACAAGGACGCCUUGCUGCUUCCAGAUAACCACCGCCAGGUGGUCUUUGAGAACGGGACCCUUAAGCUGAUGGAUGUGCAGAAGGGCAUGGAUGAAGGGGAGUAUCUCUGCAGCGUCCUGAUCCAGCCGCAGCUUUCCAUCAGCCAGAGUGUCCACGUUACCGUGAAAGUCCCUCCCCUGAUCCAGCCCUUCGAGUUCCCACCGGCCUCCAUCGGCCAGCUCCUCUACAUCCCCUGCGUGGUCUCCUCGGGGGACAUGCCCAUCCGCAUCACCUGGCGGAAGGAUGGGCAGGUGAUCAUCUCUGGCUCGGGGGUCACCAUCGAGAGCAAAGAGUUCAUGAGCUCCCUGCAGAUCUCCAGCGUCUCCCUCAAGCACAACGGCAACUACACGUGCAUUGCCAGCAACGCCGCCGCCACCGUCAGCCGUGAGCGGCAGCUGAUCGUGCGAGUGCCGCCUCGUUUCGUGGUCCAGCCCAACAACCAGGAUGGCAUCUAUGGCAAAGCAGGGGUGUUGAACUGCUCUGUGGAUGGGUAUCCCCCUCCCAAGGUCAUGUGGAAGCAUGCAAAAGGAAGCGGGAACCCCCAGCAGUACCAUCCUGUGCCCCUCACGGGCCGCAUUCAAAUCCUCCCCAACAGCUCGCUGCUCAUUCGCCACGUGCUGGAGGAGGACAUCGGCUAUUACCUUUGUCAGGCCAGCAAUGGCGUGGGGACGGACAUCAGCAAGUCCAUGUUCCUCACCGUCAAGAUCCCAGCCAUGAUCACGUCCCAUCCCAACACGACCAUUGCGAUCAAGGGCCAGAUGAAGGAGCUGAAUUGCACAGCCCGAGGGGAGCGGCCAAUCAUCAUUCGCUGGGAGAAAGGCGACACUGUCAUCGACCCCGACCGCAACAUGAGAUAUGCCAUCUCCACCAAGGAUAAUGGUGACGAGGUCAUUUCAACGCUCAAGCUUAAACCAGCCGACCGGGGGGACUCCGUCUUCUUCUCCUGCCAUGCGAUCAAUUCUUAUGGUGAAGACAGAGGAUUGAUCCAGCUCACUGUCCAAGAGCCUCCUGACCCUCCGGAGCUGGAGAUUCGUGAGGUGAAAGCCCGAAGCAUGAACUUGCGCUGGACUCAGAGAUUUGAUGGAAACAGCAUCAUCACUGGCUUUGAUAUCGAAUACAAGAAUAAAUCCGAUUCCUGGGAUUUUAAGCAAUCUACCCGCAACAUCUCUCCCACCAUUAACCAGGCUAAUAUAGUGGACCUGCACCCAGCCUCCGUGUACAGCAUCCGCAUGUACUCCUUCAACAAGAUCGGGCGCAGCGAGCCGAGCAAGGAGCUCACCAUCAGCACCGAGGAAGCAGCUCCAGAUGGGCCCCCAAUGGACGUCACCUUGCAGCCAAUGACAUCACAGAGCAUCCAGGUCACCUGGAAGGCCCCAAAGAAGGAACUCCAGAACGGGGUGAUCCGUGGCUACCAGAUCGGCUACCGGGAAAACAGCCCCGGCAGCAACGGGCAAUACAGCAUUGUGGAGAUGAAGGCCACGGGAGACAGUGAGGUCUACACUUUGGACAACCUGAAGAAGUUUGCACAGUAUGGGGUCGUGGUGCAGGCGUUCAACCGCGCAGGGACGGGACCCUCCUCCAGCGAGAUCAAUGCCACCACACUCGAGGAUGUUCCCAGCCAGCCUCCGGAGAACGUGAGGGCAUUAUCCAUCACGUCAGAUGUGGCUGUGAUCUCCUGGUCGGAGCCCCCACGUAGUACCCUGAAUGGCGUGCUCAAGGGGUACAGGGUGAUCUUCUGGUCUCUCUAUAUGGACGGAGAGUGGGGGGAGAUGCAGAACAUCACCACCACGCGGGAGCGAGUGGAGUUGCGGGGGAUGGAGAAGUUCACCAACUACAGCGUCCAGGUUCUGGCAUACACGCAGGCCGGCGAUGGUGUCCGCAGCAGCGUGCUCUACAUCCAGACCAAGGAGGACAUUCCAGGCCCCCCCGCCGGGAUAAAAGCCGUCCCGUCUUCUGCCAGCAGCGUGGUUGUGUCCUGGCUUCCCCCAACUAAGCCGAACGGGAUCAUCCGGAAAUACACCAUCUUCUGCUCCAGCCCUGGGUCUGGACAGCCGGCCCCCAGCGAGUACGAGACCAGCCCUGAGCAACUCUUCUACCGCAUCGCCCACCUCAACCGCGGGCAGCAGUACAUGCUGUGGGUGGCGGCCGUGACCUCGGCGGGACGCGGCAACAUCAGUGAAAAGGUCACCAUUGAGCCUGCUGGGAAAGCCCCGGCCAAGAUCAUCUCCUUCGGCGGCACCGUCACCACUCCGUGGAUGAAGGACGUGAGGCUGCCAUGCAAUUCGGUUGGGGAGCCGGCCCCUGCCAUUAAAUGGACCAAGGACAGCGAGGAUUCUGCCAUCCCGGUGGCAGUGGACGGGCACCGGCUGAUCCAGGCCAAUGGCACACUGGUCCUGCGCUCGGUGAAAGCAGAGGAUUCUGGGUAUUACACCUGCACCGCCACCAACACCUGGGGCUUUGAUACCAUCAUCAUCAACCUGCUGGUGCAAGUUCCCCCGGACCAGCCGCGCUUGACUGUAUCUAAAACCUCCGCUUCAUCCAUCACGUUGGCCUGGAUUCCUGGGGACAACGGUGGCAGCUCCAUCAGAGGCUUUGUGCUGCAGUACUCGGUGGACAACAGCGAGGAGUGGAAGGACGUGUUCAUCAGCUCCACCGAGCGCUCGUUCAAGCUGGACAGCCUCAAGUGCGGCACAUGGUACAAGGUGAAGCUGGCAGCUAAGAACAGCGUGGGGGCCGGCCGGAUCAGUGAGAUCAUCGAGGCCAAGACACACGGCAGAGAGCCCUCCUUCAGCAAGGACCAGCACCUCUUCACCCACAUUAAUUCUACGCACGCCAGGCUGAACCUGCAGGGCUGGAGCAGCGGGGGCUGCCCCAUCAUGGCCAUUGUCCUGGAGUACCGGCCCAAGGGCAACUGGGUCUGGCAGAGCCUCAAGACCAACAACUCCAACGAGGUCUUCCUGACGGAGCUGCGCGAGGCCACCUGGUACGAGCUGCGGAUGAAGGCCUGCAACAGCGCUGGCUGCGGGAACGAGACCACCCAGUUCGCCACGCUGGACUACGACGGCAGUACCAUACCCCCAAUCAAAUCUGCUCAGGGGGAGGGAGAUGACGUGAAGAAGCUUUUCACCAUCGCCUGCCCUGUGAUCCUGGCCACGCUCGGGGUGGCCCUGCUCUUCAUCAUCCGGAAGAAGAGGAAGGAGAAGCGUCUGAAGAGAUUGAGAGAUGCAAAGAGCUUGGCAGAAAUGCUAAUAAGCAAGAAUAACCGGAGCUUCGACACCCCAGUGAAAGGGCCCCCCCAGGGGCCCCGGCUGCACAUCGAUAUUCCUCGUGUCCAGCUGCUCAUUGAGGAUAAGGAGGGCAUCAAGCAGCUGGGGGACGAUAAGGCUACAAUACCAGUGACAGACACGGAGUUCAGCCAAGCCGUGAAUCCCCAGAGCUUCUGCACUGGGGUGUCCUUGCACCAUCCAGCUCUGAUACAGAACACCGGACCCUUGAUCGACAUGUCUGACAUUCGACCUGGAACCAACCCAGUUUCCCGGAAGAGUGUGAAAUCUGCGCACAGCACCCGGAACAGGUACUCCAGCCAAUGGACCCUCACCAAAUGCCAGGCGUCUACUCCUGCACGUACUCUGACAUCAGACUGGAGGACUGUGGGAUCCCAGCAUGGAAUUAUGGUCACAGAGAGCGACAGCUACAGUGCCAGUUUAUCUCAGGACACGGACAAAGGGCGGAACAGCAUGGUGUCUACAGAGAGCGCCUCAUCCACCUACGAGGAGCUGGCACGCGCCUACGAGCACGCCAAGCUCGAGGAGCAAUUGCAGCAUGCCAAGUUUGAGAUCACGGAGUGCUUCAUCUCAGAUAGCUCUUCCGACCAAAUGACCACAGGGACCAAUGAGAACGCAGACAGCAUGACAUCCAUGAGCACCCCAUCCGAGCCAGGGAUCUGCAGGUUCACCGCCUCCCCGCCCAAGCCGCAGGACAGCGACAGAGGCAAGAACGUGGCAGUGCCCAUCCCGCACAGAGCUAACAAGAGCGAUUACUGCAACCUUCCCUUGUACAUGAAAUCCGAAGGGUUCUUCCGCAAGCCUGACAUCCACGAUCCUUGUCCAGUGGUCCCGCCCAGGGAAGCCUCCAUCCGAAACCUAGCCAGGGCUUAUCACACGCAAGCAAGGCAUAUGACGCUAGACCCAGGCAGCAAGCCUUUGGGCCUGCCGCACCCGGGCUCCUCCACAACUACUUUACCUCAGAGAACUCUCACCAUGCCUGUCUCAGCAAACUCCGCUUCCGCUACUACUGCUGCUGCUUCCGCUCCUGCCGCCGAUCCCACCUCUGCCACCACCGCUGAGCCACGCAUGCCCACACACACCAAAAUGGGAGGCUCUAGAGACUCUCUACUAGAAAUGAGCACAUCCGGUAUAGGGAGAUCUCAAAAACAAGGGGCUGGAGCAUACUCCAAAUCCUACACUCUUGUGUAGGAAACUAGAAAACCUAUUUAAAAAAACUGCUGGUUUCCUGCAUUAUUUAUAUUGAAAUAAAAUAAACUCUUGUACAUAAUGAACUCUUUUGUAUAAAUGAAACUAUUUUCUUCUUCUCCAGAACUGAAAAAGAAGCCAGGGCACAAAGAAUUUGAUGUUACAGAUUUAAAAAAUAUAUAUAUAUGUGAUCUUAUAUAUAUAUUUCACAUCAUUUUGAAAGGGGCACAAAGAGACUCAGCGAUUUUUUUCCCUGAUAUUAUUGGUGGUUUUGAAAAGCAAAUUCUCAAAGACGUUGCAUGCUGUUUACUGUUCUGAAAACAACAGGAGUUACUUUGAUUUGCAAAUGCUUAUGUGUUAAUACCUUUUUCUAUGAAA
Molecule: messenger RNA, 6667 nt
Organism: Mauremys mutica (yellowpond turtle)
Lineage: Eukaryota; Metazoa; Chordata; Testudines; Geoemydidae
Gene: DSCAML1
Product: DS cell adhesion molecule like 1
Exons: 34
Coding region: 134-6292 (2052 amino acids)
Biological process (GO): dendrite self-avoidance; homophilic cell-cell adhesion; axon guidance
Cellular component (GO): axon; plasma membrane
Molecular function (GO): cell-cell adhesion mediator activity
Source: RefSeq, a predicted model, not a curated record